Molecule: messenger RNA, 1975 nt
Organism: Cryptomeria japonica (Japanese cedar)
Lineage: Eukaryota; Viridiplantae; Streptophyta; Pinopsida; Cupressales; Cupressaceae
Product: E3 ubiquitin-protein ligase HAKAI homolog
Exons: 3
Coding region: 196-1875 (559 amino acids)
Biological process (GO): regulation of cell adhesion; protein ubiquitination
Molecular function (GO): ubiquitin protein ligase activity
Source: RefSeq, a predicted model, not a curated record
UGGGUUCCUCAAUAAAGAAAAGAAACGGAGGCGGCAUGCUGAUGUAGAUCUCUUACAAAAUCUAGAGUAGCGGCGGUGGCAUGCUGACUGUACAUCUUCUACAACUCUAUAUGAGCGGAUUCUCUGUGUGUGCAGCCUGGUGCUCUGUAUCCUGCGAACCAACAAGAGCAGCAGCACAAGGCAAACAAAGUGAAGAUGCUGCAGAUACGGCUCAACAGGGGAAAUGGAUCGGAGGAGGGAGGAGGCGGUAGAGCCCCUUCUACCGAUAAUGUCACUGUCUCCUGCCCCGACCACCUCGUGCUGGCGGACCUGCUCGUGGCCAAAGGCCUCGGUCUCUCCUCACUUUCCAAUGUCAAACUCCUCAAGACAGUCGGUCGCAAACGCAGGAGGCGCCCUGGGGACAAGAUCCACAUCUGCCUUUGCUGUGAUUUCCCCAUUGCUAUCUAUGGCCGACUUAGUCCUUGUGAGCAUGCCUUUUGCUUAACGUGUGCAAGGAGCGAACCCAGCUGUUACCUGUGCGAUGAGAGGAUUCAGAAGAUACAAACAAUAAAAAUGCAUGAUGGGGUAUUUAUAUGUGGGGCUCCACACUGUUGGCGGUCAUUUCUCAAGAGACCUGAUUUUGAGCAACACUUAAAAGGGGCACAUUUAGACUUAUUACAAACAGUGGUUCAAAAUGAAGACGUGCAUCAGAAGGACAAUAAAUCAAUAUUUCCAGACACUCAGAAUAAACAACCACAUGCAGAAUCUCAAGAACUUAGUCGCUCUAUAUCAGCACCUUUGCUUCAAGCUUCUCAACAAUCUCCAUUGAUGUUGCCUAAACAGAAGGGUUUCCUAGUCACCACAGCCACAUCUUUACCUGAAAAGCAACUUCAAGAUAUGCAGUCUACAGGAUUGGCUGUGUCACCAGCAUCAUCCCUGCCAGAAAAGUCACCUCAAUUCAUUCAGCCUAGAGGGUUACCACUGUCACAGGCAGUAUCUCCACUUGAAAAGCAGUCUCAACAGAAUCAAUCUCAAGGGUCAAUUCUGGGAGGAAGGUGCCAUGAUCAACAACAAUCGGAGCAUUGUAAUAAUCAAGUAAAUGCUAGUGCUGUCUCACAGCAGCAGAAUCAAGUUUGUGAAAAGCAUCCGAGUCAGUCUCUUCAAGAUAAUUAUCAAGGACAAUCCCAAGGUGAAAUACACCAAAUGCAUUCUGAAAUGGGAAAGCAGUAUUCUCAACAGCAAGAAAAUCAACAAACUGAUGGAUUUCAUCAAUAUAAUCUACCAUACCAAACAUUACUGCAAAGGCCUCCACCACCUCCACCUGCAAAUCCACCGUUUCUGAAUUACUCGUUUUCAAACUCUUAUCCUAUUCCACUAGGAGGACAGCUUCAGCAGUCAAAUCCUCACUUUGAUCCAAGAUUUGGUCCUGCUAUGAAUGGGGCAACAUUUCAAGCUACCAUGCAGGAAAACAACCAAAAAAUCCCAAUGCAAACUCCAGUUUUUCCCCAGACACAAGAUUAUUGCCAUAUAGGACAUGUUACAGGAAUUUCAGUCUUGGCUCAUGAGGGGGCAUCAACAAUUCCAGCACCGAAGGAAGGAUAUAUGCAUCAAGACAGGGUAGUCCCCUUUUCUCAUGUGCAGAGUGAUUUGGGGCAGGUACUGCCGGGUAUGCCAUUGCAACUGCCUCCACAAGGGACAGACAUGGGUUUUGAUCCAUCUAUGCACUACCAAGAUGGCAGUCAUGCUCCAGGAAUGCCUCCAUUACCAAAGCAUACAAACUAUCAGAACAACCCUGUGCAAGCAGAGGUUGCAGUAGACUAUGGAUUGAAUGGUGGGAUAACGAAUUUUGGAGGCCAUGGCUAUGUAAGCUGGCCAAGUCCUCAAAGUCACGCAUAAAAUCAUACUAAACAUGCUUCUUUUUGGGCCCAUUCAUGUACUUUGCUCCUAAUAUCUUAUGAUUCUAAUAAAGUGCCGUAGUACUUGAUUUUGGGUCAAA